GAGAAAGUUGCGUAUUUCCUUAUGAGUCACAGUUAGGGAUGUAAUUAAGACUGAUAUAAAAGGACAGUCGCUCUGUUAACUAAAUAAUCCAAUUUUCAAUAAAUGUCUCAGUGACAUGUUUGGGUAUUGCUGAUCUCCAGCAUGGCAAACAUCUUAUCCUGUGUUUUGCUAUCUCUCAGCCUCAAGCAAAUUUGAUAUAUAAAGGGCAUGAGCAAAAGAAAUGACACGAGGUUACUCUAACAUUGUUUGAUGUAUGCCCUAUAAGACUAAGAGUUUGGAAGAUUUACCAUAUGGAAGAAGACAAACUAACUGUCCAGAUUCAAAGGUUGAACUAAUAAACAAAUAUGGAUUCUACAAGAAGAACUAGUAUUGGAAAUUGUGACAACAGUGUCUACAAGUAUGGUUUCUUCAUAAAAUCACCACCACCUCAACUUUUUAAUAAUCAGAGUUCCUGGAAAAGGAGAUAUUUUAUUCUUUCUCAUUCUGCCCAAAAUGGUUACAUCUUGAGCUAUCGUAAAGGCCAGCAAAUAAAGGGCCACAUUGAAAUUAAUGAAGCUUCAAAAAUAGAAAUUGGCAUAGGUGACUCUGAGAAAAUGUCUGUUGUGAAAAAGAUGUUCAAGUGCCAGUCCACUGAAGUGAUGAGUAUCACUACAGAGAACAGAAUAUUUUAUCUUAUUGGAAGAGAUAGCAAGGAAGUUGAGGAAUGGGCUACCUUCCUAUUUACAUUGUGCUCAGAACAACAGAAACAGAAAGUCAGAAGUCGGUCCCAAUCUGUCCCGGCCUGUCUUGAUGAAUUGGAUAUUACCUCUACCACCAAAAUGGAUCAGUAUCUUGGUACUAAAUAUGAAGACAUAGCAACAUCAGUUCACAAACAAAGGCCAAACUCAGAUCCUAGUCCUCAAGAAACCCAGAAAGAACUACAUAUUUAUGAAUCCCCGGGAAAACUCCUACGCCGUCUGAGGCAACUGACAAAUACUUCAUUUGAAGAACAGGAAGAAAAAGAAGAAUAUUAUGCUUCUCCAUCAAGUAUUUUAGCUGAGCUGGAUGAGGUGAGAAUGGGAGAAUAUAGCAUCUCAGACAAUGAAAAGUUCAGUAGCAGUAAAGAAUACAUGUCCAUGAAAGAUUUAAUUUCAGAAAUGGUAGAAGAUAAAAUAAAACCAAAAGAUGUCAAUAAUCAAUUAGUGACCUUUCCCCAAAAUCAGAUGGAUGUACAAAUGGCAGAACCAAAGCCAUUGGAAACAACACCCAAAGUCUUCUUUUUAUCUGUGGUUCAAUUGUCCAUAAUUCUCAGUAAAAUCACAGAUGAUAACCAAUUGGAGCAGGUGGAUAUCCUCCUUCUCCAGAAUAAUCUUGAAUCCUACUUAACACUUGUAGAAGCUUCUGGAUGCAUAUGCAUUUCUCAGUGGAAAGACCCAUGUCGUUUAGGAUGCAUAUUUCAUCAAGGAGAUCAUAUAGUGGCUGUGAAUGAUUUGCAUAUCAAAGAUAUGGAUGAAAUAUUUUGGUUCAUAAGUAGAUCCAGAAGAAAGGAGGUAAAACUGACAAUAAAUCGACUCCCAGAUUCAGAGAUUUUGCAUGUUCCAGGAUGCAAGUGUCCACAACGACAUAAAAGAACAGAAGUUUCUUCCAUGUUAUUUUCUGUUUGAUAAGAGAUUUGCUUCUAUAUAUAUCAGGACUUUAGAUCUCCUUGCAAUCUUUGUGAAUGAAAUGAUGAUCCUGGUUGUUACAAAUCAAUGAAACAAAAUGAGUUGAAGAAUGAAUGGAAAGUGAAUAAACUUUGCAACUGAACAUUAGGGAAAUUGGUAUUUUCUAAAUGUAGUUAUGAUUUCUACUUAUAUUUCAAUAAUUAACUGAGUUGCUAACAACUAGUGGCAGUCAAAAUAUAUUGAUAAACAGUAGGAUAGCUUACCAAAGUUUAAACAAAGAACAUGCUGUAGCUGCUGAGAGAAUCUAUGAUAGGGACUAAAUAUAAUAUGAACUAUGGCAGAUCUGAUACUAUAAGAAGGGUGAUCCUAGUUAAGGAAGUAUUUCUUCUCCAGAAUAAACUAGUCACAGCUUUUUAUUUAAUUAUAUUAAAUUAGGUUCAAACAGAAAUCCAUUUCCACUGUGUAAAGUUGUCAGAUAUAUUUGGAUGUUACUAGAAAAAACAUUAAAGUUCCAUGUUGGUUCUGAUAAAAAAUUAAUGUUUUGGAACAAAACUUAUUUAAUAAAUAAACAUAUUUUGAAGAAAAUAAUUACUUUUAAUCAUUCUGGAACUUUUAAAAAAAUAUGAAAGUAAUAUAAUUAACUAGGUGGCAAUAUGAAGAGCUAACAUACUUGCUGGAACGUGGUACCAUAGCAGUGUCUGAUAUUAAGAUUGAGUAAGUGUAUUGAAGGCUUAAUAAAAACAAAAUCAAUAAUUCAAUAUGAUCAAAAUUUUAAAAUAUUAAAUACAUAAAUUUAGACAAUAUGCAAAAAAUAUUGAAUAGGGAACUUAAAUAUCCUAUACUGCAUAGUCUUGGAUUCUAAGAAAUGUUAAGUGUGAUGUAUUUAAUUCAUCUAAUUGUUUUUCUGGUAUAUUGGACACUUCACCAGAUGUUCAAAAAACAUUGUUAUCUUUUUAUGCUACAGAUAAAUGUGAAUCAGAUUCUUGUAAGAAAAUAAAAGUAAAAAGUUCUCCAUGUAUUAUUAAUUAUAUUCCAAAAAUAUGGAAUUAUUUUAAUUUAUAAUUUAGCUGAAUUGUGCCUUAGACUAUUGCCGAAAAGGCAAUUAUGUAUGUCAGGAAGAAUUCACAUGUAUCCAGUUUUGAAACGAAAUAUGAUAGUUCUCGCCCUUUGAACUGGUUUUGUAUUAAUCAUAAUAUAAGAUCAAAUAGUAUGAUUUGAUAUGGUAUAGGAUUAAUUCAUGAUUUAAAAACUGAAUUGUAACUGUGUACAGAUAUAUUACUAGUUUGAUAUCAGAGAAACAAUGUAUCUUGUAUAGUGGUUUUCCUUUAUUUCUAUUAUUUACUUUUUUCUAGAUCUCUUUUUUUCUGAGUUUCUUUUCCUUUUUAGUAUAUAUUGUUUAAUUUUUAAGUACAGUAUAUAGCUUUUUUAUUUCAUAGUUUUAAAUGAGAAUUCAAAGUUUUGUUCUUACAUGUCAUUAUUUAUAUUGUUUACAAAACUCAAUAAAAUUUAUUUUUAAAAAGAAA
This is a messenger RNA of Crotalus tigris (Tiger rattlesnake), 3166 nucleotides long. RefSeq names its product pleckstrin homology domain containing S1 (gene PLEKHS1). The record is from RefSeq and is a predicted model, not a curated record. The transcript is spliced from 16 exons. The coding region runs from base 345 to 1643 and encodes 432 amino acids. NCBI's taxonomy places the organism in Eukaryota, Metazoa, Chordata, Lepidosauria, Squamata, Viperidae.